ACCACGCUUCCGAACCGGAGCAUCAAGCUUAUAUAGUUUACGCAAUCUCAACUCAAAUGCAUACCAACCAGCUCUCAUCAUGUCUUCCAUCAAAACCGUCGGUGUCAUCGGUGCCGGGCUGAUCGGCGCCAGCUGGACCGCCCUGUUCCUUGCCAAAGGCCUCCGAGUUAUCGUGACCGACCCAGCGCCAGGAGCGGAGGCCAAACUCCGUGACUAUUUGCAGGAGUAUUGUUCCGCGGUUCCAAAUGCUACCUGCUCACUAGAUGCCUGCAUGCAAAACUACACCUUCGUCACCGACAUCGACCCUUAUCUAGAAACUAUCGACCUGAUCCAAGAAAACGGCCCAGAACGACUAGACAUCAAACGCCAACUCUUCGCCCACCUCGACGCCCACACCCCGGAGCACAUCAUCAUCGCAUCCUCCUCAUCCGGCCUCCCCUCUUCACAAUUCAUCACCGACUGCAAGAGAAAUCCCUCCCGGAUCCUCAUCGCCCAUCCGUUCAACCCUCCGCACUUGGUUCCCCUGGUGGAAAUCGUUCCUCAUUCCGCGACAGGGGAGGAAUACAUCACGGCAGCUCGGGAGUUCUACCUCAGUUUAGACAAAGAUCCAAUUGUUGUGAAACAGGAAACUCCGGGCUUCAUUGCGAAUCGUCUUCAGGCGGCGGUGUGUGCGGAGGCGUAUAGUCUUGUGUCGAGGGGGGUUGUGUCUCCGGAGGACUUAGAUAAAACCAUCACGUCUGGCCUGGGUCUGCGAUGGGCACUCACCGGGCCGAUCAUGACGAAUACGCUGGGCGGCGGGGGCGACUUUGGGCAUUUCAUCAGUCAUCUGGGGCCGGCGUUGAGGUGCUGGUUGGAUGAUAUGCAGGAGCAUCGGUUUGAUCUGGGUUCGAGGGAAAGGGUGGAUGCGCUGAAGGACAUAGUAGAUGGGUGGGUUAAGAAUGUGGAUUUGAAGAAGGUCGAGGCGAAUCGGGACGAGUUGUUGGCUGAAUUGGUUGCCAGGAAGUUGGUUGCUCUGGAGAAGUAGGAAGAAUAUGAUUUAAUCCAGAGAUGUGUCCCUUAC
Aspergillus ibericus CBS 121593 is the source of this 1060-nucleotide messenger RNA. Its product is annotated as 3-hydroxyacyl-CoA dehyrogenase. Gene Ontology annotation, molecular function: NAD+ binding; oxidoreductase activity, acting on the CH-OH group of donors, NAD or NADP as acceptor. The record is from RefSeq and is a predicted model, not a curated record. Gene Ontology annotation, biological process: fatty acid metabolic process. The transcript is spliced from 3 exons. Bases 80 to 1024 code for a protein of 314 amino acids. Lineage: Eukaryota; Fungi; Ascomycota; Eurotiomycetes; Eurotiales; Aspergillaceae.